Molecule: messenger RNA, 210 nt
Organism: Penicillium antarcticum
Lineage: Eukaryota; Fungi; Ascomycota; Eurotiomycetes; Eurotiales; Aspergillaceae
Exons: 1
Coding region: 1-210 (69 amino acids)
Source: RefSeq, a predicted model, not a curated record
AUGCGGGAUGAAGUCUUUCACGAGGAAGCUGUCCGGCGCGAACGGCAACUCACUCAAACCAAAGAAUAUUGGGGCUGGAUAGUCGACCACGGUAGCGCUUUUUAUCGCCACGGCCACAAGAUGCUAUCAGCAGAACGCAUCGUAUAUCGACUUGCAAACAACGACAUUCCGGUUGCCACAGGUUUGCAGAAGCAGUUGACUGAUGAGUGA